This is a messenger RNA of Cuscuta campestris, 1944 nucleotides long. The record is from the annotation of a GenBank genome assembly. Lineage: Eukaryota; Viridiplantae; Streptophyta; Magnoliopsida; Solanales; Convolvulaceae.
GUCCGCCAUCUGAUCGGGUUAAUCCCAUCAUUGGUGCUUCCAUUGAGAGAAACUGUGAGAUAAAGCUGUGAGAUUAUGGCCGGACGAAUGACGAGACAUAACACCGCUGCUUCCACCAAGUUGACGGUGAGGAGUGACCAUCCUGAACAAGGUAUGAUCGUUCCUGUCAAUGGGCUGGAAACAGCGUUGAAUAAUAUGGCUAACAUUAUGGAGCGGUUAGAUAAGGCUCUCCCUGGUCCAUCUGGUACCCGAGAUGUCCCUACUAGGCAACCCCGCCAGGUCCUGCGUACUACGAGUUCUCCCAUCCUCCAGGAGCUUCAUGAUCCGGAGGAGGUCGAGAGGGAGAGACAUGUCGUCGCUAGACGCCGGGCGGAGGAGUUGGCCCAGAAUAGUAAGGUGAAUGGAGAUUGGGCCAGGGCUGCAAGCCAAGUCAUUGGCAACGGAAACGAAAACCCGUGGGGAACUAUCUUUGAAAGGAUAUCUCGCCAGAAGGCUCAUGUUAGUGAGAGGCUGGGGAAGAAUCCGGACAAAGCGCCCCAGGGUUGGAUACGACCCCAGGCCAGCCAAGUGGCAUCUUCUAACCGCGAACCCCGACAGCGAAUCGGCCGCGGUGGGAGCCAAGCGCCGGUGUGGUCAUUGGUGGUUCUAGACGAGGACGAAGUUCAGAGCCAAGUCAGGGUCCCAGCACCACAGCGUCUGGGGCCACCGGUACCAGAAGCAGGCGAAUUCCAGGAUCUGAGGCAACAGAUCCAGGAGAUGCAGAGGAAGAUAAACAGGGGACGAGUAUUCACUACCCGGACGAAUACUCCCUUAGCCCCGAAGAUCUUUGCGGAACCAUAUCCACAGGGAUUCAAGAUGCCGUUCGUUAAGCGUUAUGAUGGGGAGUCGGAUCCCCAAGAACACAUAAACAACUACGUCCAGGUGAUGAUUGCCGUUGAUGCCACCGACGCACUGAUGUGCCGGUGUUUCCUGCAGACAGUUGAUAGCAAGGUUGCGGAUUGGGUGAACCACAUUCCUGCCGGGUCGAUCCGAACAUGGGAUGAAUUGGGAUUGCGGUUCUUAGAGCAUUUUGUAGGGAACUGCCGUCCCAAGAGGCAUUUCACUCACCUGGCUUCAAAUGAGAUGGCGAGGCUAAUCUGCCGGGGCCAUCUAAAGAAGUUUGUACAAGAUGGUGACGCGGGAAAUCCCGGGAAUAACUUCAUCAUCAGAGGGAAUACUGGCGGAGACUCAGCCACGAGCCGGAAGAAGUGGGCCAACGCGGCGAUGGUCAAUAAGGUGCUGGUCCCAGAAGGUAAGAAGCUGAAAACUGAGCCAAUUGUAUUUUCCCAUGCUGAUUUGCCAGAAACAGGGGUCCCCCAUAGGGACGCCGUGGUGAUUACGAUUGAUAUAAUGGACUUGUUGAUCCACAAGACUUUGGUGGAUACGGGAAGUUCCGUUAAUAUCAUGUAUAUGGAUACUUACAAGGCUCUUGGACUAACUAGAGAUGAGUUAUCACCCAUUAAGACUCCGCUAACCGGGUUCACUGGUGACUCUAUUGAACCGGAGGGGGGAUCCCAGAGAGUGUCCCGGGCGUGGUAUUUGAAAGCAACUAAACAGCCUGUCAAGUACGAUACCCAAGUGGGAGAGGUAACUGCACAGCUCUUAAGGGCCGAGGAGAGACGUCCCAGAGUAGAAGUUGCCGGAGACAUUGAGGAAGUUGAACUGGAGCUGGGCACGCCGGGGAGGUUAGUCAGAAUUGGCAAGGGCCUGGGGGCUGAACUCAGAUCACGAGUUAUCUCAGUCCUUAGAAGGUUCAUGAAGGUCUUUGUGUGGAGUCCAGCUGAUAUGCCAGGGCUGGAUCACAAGAUUGCAGUUCAUCGCCUUAAUGUCCUGCGAGAUGCUAAACCGGUGAAGCAGAAGCGAACACAUUUGUCACAGGAAAGGAGAGAUUUCGUGAAGAAGGAG